UUGCUUUUAUAAUGAAGGUAAUUCCAGGAGAAUUCCAGCCAAAUUCAAUCAAAACAGAGGAAUAAACAAUGGUGAUAACCGCAUUCAAUAUACGAAGAGAGAAAGAUAGAGAAGAGAGAAAAUAGAGGAGAGAGAAAUUAUGUAUGAUGAUUUAAAAUCAGGUAAGUUUAAGAAGAAAAUUGAAGAAAAGGAAUUGAGAAAUUAGAAAAUAAUUGAAAAAGGAAAGAACACAUGAAAUAGAAAAGGGAAGAACGUUGAGAAUUUGAAAGAAAAAAGCUACAGCUGGCAACUAUUAAUUACGUGGCAUCAACUCAUUGGUGGUGCACACAAUUUAAGGUGUGCCAUGGUGCAUAUUAGAAUUUGCGGAGUCCAUCCCUAACAAGCUCUUUUUCCUAACGGAUACGGCCCAAUUCUCAAGUUGCCUUUUCUUGAGCCCAAUGAGUUCAUAACUCCAAAUAUUGACAUUGGUCCAUUGGAAAUUGGUGAUUCUCUCACCUACCACAACUUUGAUCUUCUUAACAAAUCAAAUAAUUAACCAUUAAACUAGCUUAAUUGCUGCUAAAACCAAAUAUGGUGGACUCAAAUCAUCAACAAAUAAAAGUAGUUUCAGAAUCUUUCAUCAAACCCAAAUAUGAAGUUGAAGCCUCAAAACAACCACAUUACUUAGCCCCAGAUGAUCUAAUAUUCUUACCAUUAGACCAUAUGCAAAAGGGUCUACUUUUCCAUGGUAAACCACAAAACAUACAAACCCAUCUUUUGGACAAGCUCAAAAUUUCAUUAUCUCAAUCUCUUGUUCAUUUCUACCCUUUAGCAGGUCAACUUGCUACCCAAAAGUUCCAUGAUGAACAUGCCAUUUGGGUCUAUGUCGACUGCACCACCGGUCCGGGAGUUCGCCUCAUUCAUGCUGUUGUCAACACCGACUUGACUAUAUCCGAUCUCCUUUCCUCCACCGACAUACAUCCAAUUGUACCUUGCUUGUUUGAUCUCGGUGAGAAGGCUGUCAACCAUGAUGGUCACACGAGACCGUUGUUAUCGAUCCAGGUAACCGAGCUACUCGACGGGGUUUUCAUCGGUUUUACCUUGAAUCAUAGUGUAGCAGAUGGGAACUCUUUGUGGCAUUUCAUCUCGUCCUUGUCCGAGAUAUUUUUACAAUUUAAGGAUGAAAAUCACAGCAAUAAUGUCACUUACAACGAAGCUACUAAGUUCCAAUCAGAUUUGUCCAAUAAUAUCGUAAUCUCUCGAAAACCAAUAUUUUGCAAGCCUUUGCUCCCCGAAGGGUAUGGUCCGAUCAUCAAUUUACCAUACUUCGAACCAGAUGAGUUCGUAUCUAGGUUUGAUCCAGGCAUACUUAGAGAAAGAAUAUUCCAUAUUUCAUCUAAGGCAAUGUCGAUGUUGAAAGCUAAGGCUAAUGAAGAAUGCGAAAAUAUUAAUGAUCACAAUGUUAUAUCCUCGUUCCAAGCCUUAUGUGCAUUUAUAUGGAUAUCCAUUACCCGUGUUAGAAAUUUGGAACCAAGUUUAAUGACAAUUUGUCCAUUUCCUUUGAAUUGGCGAGCUCGAAUUACACCCCCUUUAUCCCAAGAGUGCUUCGGAAACUACGUUGAAGGAUUGCAAUGUGCUUGCAAGGUAGGCGACCUACUCGGCCAUGGGUUGGGUUCGGCUGCAUUGUUGAUUCAACAAAGUGUAGAGGCUGUAGAUGAUAGUAAAAUCCGACAACGCCUUUGUAGUUAUGUUAAGGCUCCUUUUUUGGCAAAAACAGGCUCUACAUAUUAUGAGCCUAAUGGAGUCUUAAUAGGCGGGUCUGCUAGAUUUGAUAUGUACGGACCCGAAUUUGGGCUUGGUAAAGCAGUGGCUGUUUUAGCUGGUUACUCUAACAAGGCUGAUGGGAAGGUAACCGUGAACCCGGGUCGCGAAGGAGGAAGUUUAGAUUUAGAGAUAUGUCUUAAACCGGAGACAAUGAAUGCUCUUGAAUCCGAUGAGGAGUUUAUGAGUUUUGUCUUGGCAAAAUGAUGUACAUGGAAUUCGAUUUCAAUUUUUGAAUAACUUUAAUAAUUAUUUGUAACCAUAUUGGUUUUUUUUCC
This is a messenger RNA of Chenopodium quinoa (quinoa), 2078 nucleotides long. RefSeq lists its product as uncharacterized. NCBI's taxonomy places the organism in Eukaryota, Viridiplantae, Streptophyta, Magnoliopsida, Caryophyllales, Amaranthaceae. The record is from RefSeq and is a predicted model, not a curated record. The coding region runs from base 571 to 2007 and encodes 478 amino acids. The transcript has 2 exons.